UCUAUGAGGAAGAGGACUAAUCCAUGAGAAACAGGGGCCCUCGGCAAACGGUCUGGGUCAAUCGCCAGGUCAAUGGUCCAGCGAAUAAUGAUCGUACAUAUGUUCGUGGCCGUGAGGCAGAGCGGCAGGGGGCUGUGAAGAAAGCUGCGAUCAGUUCUCAGUUGGUUAGGGAAGAAGCCAGUCCUUCAAAUAACCCGACCGGGAUCCAUGAUGGGAGGAAAAUCCCAAUCAAGAAGGCAAGCCCGAGAGGUUUUGCCAUUAACAAACCAGCACGGAUCCAGAUUGGGGGAAGAAGAUUGAACCGCCAAGGCAAGUUACAGGAGGGGGAUUUGGUUGUCGAUCGCAAUCUCUCUGACGAUCAUACCUCUGGUCCACCGGAGACACACGGCUGCGCUACUGGCGUUUUCGCUCAGGCUCGGCGUCGUCGUCUCAUCUUCGAGACUGACGAUGAGGAUGAUGCCUUGAAUAUUGAUAGGGCCAUUAGUCCCUUCCAAAAAGAAAGACCACAUGCUGGGCUUCAACAGAACCCAGUGGGGGAAAAGGCGUCUGGCCAGGUGCUAUGCCCAACAAUUGAUUGUAGGCCCAAUCAGGAGGUAGCCGAGGCCCAUCCUGUGCAGCAUCUGGCUGUGGGGGAAUUGGAUGCGGGCCAGGGAAGCCGUCCAGCGGCGGACAGUGGGCUUAAUAAGGAAAUUGGUGCGGGCCUUCCUUUGCAGCGCCCAGGUCACCAUUUGCAAAAGCUGGCCCAUCCCGUGAAGAAAGGGAGUAGGCGGAAAGCCCAUGCUACUGUUGGGGAAUCCUCCAAGCGUAAAGGCGACUGGAAGAGGGGGAGCAAAGCUGGGCCAGAGCAGGCUAAGCCCGUGGGAUGUUCGGGCUUGGAUGGGCAGGCCCUGGCCUCGGUCCCUAUUGCUGAAGCAGUGAAGGCCCUUGUUUCGGCAGACUCAGAUUCUGAGGAGGAAGUCCAAUGCUUUUAAAUUAAAAAGAGGCUUCCCGCUCACCCGAAAGAACUAAAUAAUACCACAAGGGGGCAUGUUAGCCAGGUUGUGGCCGCGUUUGAAGCUGGACUUACCAUUAAUUCUGGGGCUCAAACCAUCCUGCAGGAGCGAAUGAACAAUGGUAGUCCGACUCGAAAUGAACAGAUCAUGAUUCA
Messenger RNA from Linum trigynum, 1147 nucleotides. The record is from the annotation of a GenBank genome assembly. NCBI's taxonomy places the organism in Eukaryota, Viridiplantae, Streptophyta, Magnoliopsida, Malpighiales, Linaceae.